Molecule: messenger RNA, 504 nt
Organism: Paramecium sonneborni
Lineage: Eukaryota; Ciliophora; Oligohymenophorea; Peniculida; Parameciidae
Source: the annotation of a GenBank genome assembly
AUGCAAUAAAAUAAAAAUUUCUUAACUGGUUAACUUCAAAGAAUAAUAUUGAACAAAUAAUCACAGAUAGAUGAAAUUAAAUAAAUUUAAAGAAAUAAUUCAUUAAUAUAUAAAUUAAAAGAGUAGGUCAACCCUCCAUAAAGGAAUAAUAACUUUAGCUUAAGGAAUUCCAUGAAAAACAUAGAAUCAAUUAUUAGAGUCGAUACUAACAAAAAAAUAUAAAGCCCAGUUAUUGUGAUACAAAAUAGAAAACAUUUUGUUUCUAGCAAAAAUAGUAGAAAGAGUAAUUAAUCUGUGAAUCAAGAACAUGACCCUUUAAUUACAAGAGUUAGGAAAUCCAUUGAAUUUGGUUAACGAAUAAUAAUAAAUAGACCUUCUAGAGUUUCUACAAUAUUAAUGGAUGAAGAAUAGGAAAAGGAGCAAUCGAAAAUAAUUACUUAAAAAGACCCUGUUUCCUUUACUGAUUGGGUAGAGAGGAUUUAUGGUAAAGAAUGGUUUUAUUGA